Caretta caretta (loggerhead turtle) is the source of this 4006-nucleotide messenger RNA. It is a transcript of the gene BAP1, whose product is annotated as BRCA1 associated deubiquitinase 1. Gene Ontology annotation, cellular component: cytoplasm. Gene Ontology annotation, molecular function: cysteine-type deubiquitinase activity. Lineage: Eukaryota; Metazoa; Chordata; Testudines; Cheloniidae. The record is from RefSeq and is a predicted model, not a curated record. Gene Ontology annotation, biological process: protein deubiquitination; ubiquitin-dependent protein catabolic process.
ACGUCCGGGCAGCGGAGGGGGGAGGGGCUGGACAUGGCGCUGGCUGAGGCCCGGCCCGGGGGACGAUGAAUAAGGGCUGGCUGGAGCUGGAGAGCGACCCCGGUCUCUUCACCCUGUUAGUAGAGGAUUUUGGAGUUAAAGGGGUGCAGGUUGAGGAGAUCUAUGAUCUACAAAGCAAAUGCCAGGGCCCAGUGUACGGGUUCAUCUUCCUCUUCAAAUGGAUCGAAGAACGCCGGUCCCGCCGGAAGGUCUCCACCCUGGUGGAUGAGACAUCUGUGAUUGACGAUGACAUUGUCAAUAAUAUGUUCUUUGCUCAUCAGCUGAUUCCCAAUUCCUGUGCCACCCAUGCCCUGUUGAGUGUCCUCCUGAACUGCAGCAAUGUAGACCUGGGGCUGACGUUGAGUCGCAUGAAGGAUUUCACCAAGGGGUUCAGCCCAGAGAGUAAAGGCUAUGCCAUUGGGAACGCUCCGGAGCUGGCCAAGGCCCAUAACAGCCAUGCCAGGCCAGAACCCCGGCACCUGCCGGAAAAGCAGAAUGGAAUCAGCGCUGUGCGGACCAUGGAGGCUUUUCACUUCGUCAGUUAUGUUCCCAUCAAGGGGCGGCUCUUUGAGCUGGACGGGCUGAAGGUCUAUCCCAUUGACCAUGGACCUUGGGCUGAGGAUGAAGAGUGGACAGACAAAGCCAGGAGAGUGAUCAUGGAGCGAAUUGGCCUGGCCACAGCAGGGGAGCCGUACCAUGACAUCCGUUUCAACCUGAUGGCGGUGGUGCCCGACCGGAGGAUGAAAUACGAAUCUAAGCUGCACAUCCUGAAGAUGAACAGGCAGACUGUACUGGAGGCCCUGCAGCAGCUUAUCCGGGUAACUCAGCCGGAGCUGAUUCAGACCCAAAAGUCCCAGGAGUCUCAGCCGGCUGAGGAGUCCAAGCCAGCCAGCAGCAAGGCCUGUCUGGCACUGGAGACGAGCAGAGCGCAGCUGGCCCCGGAGAGCUCGCACCCAGAGAGCACUGAGGACUCUACCAGCCAGGGCCACCCUGCCUCCGCACAGAGCCUGUCCAACAAAUCCAAACUGGUAGCAAAGCCAUCUGGGAGCUGCAUCAACGGGGCUCCCGCAAACCCCAAUCCCAUUGUGCAGAGACUCCCAGCCUUCUUGGAUAACCACAACUAUGCCAAGUCGCCCAUGCAGGAAGAGGAGGACCUUGCAGCGGGCGUGGGCCGUAGCCGGGUUCCGGUCCGCCAGCACUACUCCGAUGAUGAGGAUGACUAUGAUGAGGAGGAGGAGGAGGAAGUUUGUAACACUGCCCCCGCCAUCAGGUAUAAGAGGAAGGGGCAGGGGAAGCAGGAGCUUGUGGCCGGGGCAGCAGACAGCCAGCUCUCAGUCCUCCAGCCUAACACCAUCAACGUUCUGGCGGAGAAACUCAAGGAGUCCCAGAAGGACCUUUCCAUCCCCCUCUCCAUCAAGACUGGGAGUGGGGGCGCCACCGUAGCUGUGGUUGCCCAUUCACAGCCCUCCCCCACACCCAGCAACGAGAGCACGGACACUGCCUCAGAGAUCGGCAGCGCCUUCAACUCCCCGCUGCGCUCCCCCAUCCGUUCGGCUAACCCUACCCGGCCCUCCAGCCCCGUCACCUCCCACAUCUCCAAGGUGCUCUUUGGGGAGGAGGACAGCCUGCUGCGCGUGGACUGCAUGCGGUACAACCGGGCUGUGAGGGACCUGGGGCCCAUCAUCAGCACCGGCCUGCUGUGCCUCACCGAGGAAGGGGUGUUUUGCCCUCUUGCCAUCACAGACGAUGGGAAAAGCUCCCCUCUCUCCAGCAAGCAAAGAGAAGAGGCCCAAUCUGCUGUCAGAGUGGACGAGAAGGAGGCAAGCGAGCCAAGUGACAGCAAAGAGAAGAUUGCUCUCUGCAGGCCCAGCGAUCACCCUUGCGGGGAGAAGUAUUCUCCCAAAGAGCUGCUGGCACUGCUGAAGUGCGUGGAAGCUGAGAUUGUGAACUAUGAGGCCUGCCUGAAGGAGGAGGUGGAGAAGAGGAAAAAAUUCAAGAUAGAUGACCAGAGAAGAACCCACAACUAUGAUGAGUUCAUCUGCACCUUUAUCUCCAUGCUGGCUCAGGAAGGAAUGCUGGCCAGCCUCGUGGAGCAGAACAUCUCUGUCCGCAGACGCCAAGGAGUCAGCAUUGGGCGUCUCCACAAGCAGAGGAAGCCGGAUCGCCGGAAACGCUCCCGUCCGUAUAAAGCCAAGCGCCAGUAGUGGCAUCCUUGUGGUCAAGAGGGGGAGCGGAACUCUGCGCCCACAUGGCUCGUGCUAGCAUCUACAAGCACUCGGCUGGACCAGUCGCCCUGUGCCCAGGGGAGAUGGACCCAACAAGAACCCUGGGACUGGGUCCUUUCUGUUCAUGUCCUCAGUGGUGUUGGGAAUAGAGGUGGAGGUUUCAAACAGAAUUUGGAUUUUAUCAGCCCCAGCCUGGGCACCCUGGGAAUGGGCACUCCGUGCAGCAGUGAAGGGCAGGUUCCAGUGUCAGAGUGCUACAGAGGCACUUGGAUCUACUAGGCAAGUGUUCCAGGCUGCUCUGCAUACUCCAUGGCAUUCUAGCCCAGGACUGAUGGAAAGGCAGCUGCAGUUGGUAUGAUGAUGCUGAUGGGUGUCUGUGCUGGCCACCUCGCAUCAUCCAGCAUCCAGGCCUUCAGUGCUACACUGCUCUGGGACAUUGAUAUCAAUUUUCUAUUUCACAAAUGUUUAUUUUGUGGUUCUGACCAAUGUUGCCAGCAUCCUCCCUGAGUAUAGCUGGCUCCCUGAUGGCCUAUUCUGGGCCAUCUCUGGUCUCUAGUGACAUGCCUGAGCUGCUGCUGUCCUUGUGUUAGUCAUGCUAGGCUGCUCACCUCUGAGCGUGCCUUCUGGGGGUGAGCGCUGUGUGUCUCUCUGUCUGUAGCCCAUCACCUGCUGGGUGUGGUAGGAUUUCCCCUGAAGCUGUCCCAUGUUUACCCACUGUUCCUGCUCUUGCUGGGCUAGCUUGGCCUAGCCACACUCCUUUGGUCAUGGGUUCCAGCUGUGAUGGAGAUCUCUGCAGUCGCAUGCUUGUGCUGCCGGUGCUAGGCAGUUGGUGCAGCACUCAGCCUAAGUGACUUCACGGCAAGGCAGCCACGGGAGGAAGCUCUAGUUCCUGAGCUGGUGUCAUUCCAUGCUGAGAUUAGGCCCUCGCUGCACCAUGCUUCAGCCCCAGAGGGAAGGGCUGCAGGGGCAGCCUUUGUUUAAUGGCCUUCCACUAACUUCAGUGCCUAACUCAAAACAAACCAUGAAGCAGCUGGGCAGGAACCCUUAGUGAAACACACCAAACUCUUCCACAGCGUUUCUUCUCAGGCAGGGAUGUCUGGCCUUUGAAGGGCUUAUCCCUGGAAACAGUUUUAAAAAGAGGGCUGCGGUGGAGAGCUAGCUCUGCCCCAGUCACCGGCAUGAAGAAUUGCUGCUAUGCCUAUUUAAACAGAAGCCAGGGUGCUGCAGCUGAGGUGAGGUGGAAGCACCAGAAGGAGCUAGUGCCCAUAGCUGCUCUCCCCUCUGCCCAAGGCUGGACUCUGGCUCAUGCCUGCCUGAGUGAGAGUUUUCUCACACAGGGGCUAGGUUACCUUUUUAUACUGUCACAGACUGAUAGGCAGGUACGCCUAUCCCCCCAGUGACCACUGCUGAAAGGGGGUUUCUCCUCUCCAGCCCCAGCGUUCAGGCUUGUCUCUUGAAGGGAACACAGGGGCUUGAGUACCUCCCCUUGAAUGGCUGGCCUGGCAGCUCGCCACUGCCUCCUGCAAGGGAAGGGCAGAGGAGGGGGGUGAUGCAGGUGAAAGCAGACCUCCCUCAGGGAAGAACUGGAUUGACCAAGUAUCCCAGUUUGUACAGAGCUUGACUGUCGAAUGAAACCAUUGCUGGUCCUUGUUGAGGGUAAGAUCCCUCGGUCUCUGGCUGUGUCUAAUAUCAUAUGCUGUAAAUAGCAGCCCUGUUGGAAAGAAUAAAGCUGUCCCAUAGCA